CGCUGCAAUGCCUAUGAAGGGCCGCUUCCCCAUCCGCCGCACCUUGCAGUACCUGAACCAGGGUGAUGUGGUGUUCAAGGACUCGGUGAAGGUCAUGACAGUGAAUUACAAUACGCACGGGGAGCUGGGCGAGGGCGCCAGAAAAUUUGUGUUUUUCAACAUACCUCAGAUCCAGUAUAAAAACCCUUGGGUGCAGAUCAUGAUGUUUAAGAACAUGACACCAUCACCGUUCCUGCGGUUCUAUUUAGAUUCUGGGGAGCAGGUCCUGGUGGAUGUGGAGACCAAGAGCAAUAAGGAAAUCAUGGAGCACAUCAAAAAAAUCCUGGGGAAGAAUGAAGAAACCCUGAAGAAAGAGGAGCAGGAGAGAAAGCAGCUCUCUCACCCUGCCCACUUUGGCCCCCGAAAGUACUGCCUACGGGAGUGUAUAUGUGAAGUGGAGGGGCAGGUGCCUUGCCCGGCCCUGGUGCCAUUACCCAAGGAGAUGAGGGGGAAGUACAAACCAAGUCUGAAAGCCAGUGACCAGGACUGA
Molecule: messenger RNA, 529 nt
Organism: Orycteropus afer afer
Lineage: Eukaryota; Metazoa; Chordata; Mammalia; Tubulidentata; Orycteropodidae
Gene: MRPS25
Product: mitochondrial ribosomal protein S25
Cellular component (GO): mitochondrion
Molecular function (GO): structural constituent of ribosome
Source: RefSeq, a predicted model, not a curated record